AUGGACACCGUCCAUGUUUUUUCGGAGUUCGAGGACCCAGAGCGCCAAGACCUCAUUGGUCGCCUGCUAGAGCUGGAUGAUACACUAUCCUCUGUGGCUCGAACCUCUCUGUUUGCGUUGUGGUUCAGCGACAUGAGUGUCCUGCGAAGGGCAGUCGAGCCCGACGCAGAAGAGUUCAGAUGGGCCCUGCGAUUAGCCAUGGACAUCACAAGUGAUCACGCUGGCAUUUGGGCUGGCAACAAGAUCUCGGCGAAGAAUGAGCCAAGAGACAAUAUUCGGCUCGAGAAUGGCAAGCUUCGGCGUCUUCAUCCAGAAGAUGCUGCAUAUUCUACUCAGGCGAUCGAGGGGCCAGUGAUGCUUGGAGCUUGUAUCCAACGCUCUGAGAGAGUCCGAUCUCGGUUACUGGUUCCGUCUACACUAUCUGCUCGUCCUCAACCCCCUGCUCGUCCUCAAACCCCUAGACGCUCUAACGAUAUCAAGAAUCUGGUAUUAACUCGUGAUAGGGAGCGAUAUGUCCUCACCAAACUAGUUCAGCCCACGCUUGAUGUGUCGCAUAUCAUCCCCUUUAAGCUAAACGGGGUGAUAUACCGGAACGACCCGCUUUGGCGCUGGCUUCGAGUGUUCUGGGGUGAAGAGCGAACUCGCUUAUGGCAGCAAGAGCUUUUCCAAAGCGAGAGAGAUACUCUGAAAACUGACCCAAGGGAGGGCGAAGGGGUCACAGAUAUAGGACUCUUCCACUACCCAAGUGGGACAAGGAUUGGUUCCGGGUUCGUUUUCGAACUGAGUACGCCGAAUGCGGAGACCAUACCCCUACCAUCCUUUAGCCUACUUGAGCUCCGGUGGUAUCUGUCACGAAUCAUGGCCAUGCAGGGAGCAGCAGAGGAGGAAGAUGAUAACGUCCAGAGUGACCCUGAGACGCCUCAAGUCCAUUCUCAGUCUGAGAUUGCAGCAGUCUGGUCCGAGGAUGAGGACGACGGAUGA
Penicillium diatomitis is the source of this 981-nucleotide messenger RNA. RefSeq lists its product as uncharacterized. The transcript is spliced from 4 exons. Bases 1 to 981 code for a protein of 326 amino acids. NCBI's taxonomy places the organism in Eukaryota, Fungi, Ascomycota, Eurotiomycetes, Eurotiales, Aspergillaceae. The record is from RefSeq and is a predicted model, not a curated record.